AUGUCUUGCGAGUCCGUUGCCUCUCCCAAUGGAGCUGCGGGAUCCUUUUCGCCCUGUGUCCUCACGUACCUGACCGAGAUCUUCGACAACAACGCGACCGAGUCGACGACGAAGAAGAAGGAUUGUGGCCCAUCGAGUCGGGUCGGGAACAAGGCUCCUGCCCAAGCCUUUGUUCACGCGAUUCAGGGCGGCGAUCCUGACCCCGACAACCCCCUUCUGCAACAUGACUUCGUAGGCAUGCACGAGUUCUUGGUGCACAUGGCAUCUGGGGGCGCCGACGCAUUGGCUCUCCCUAGGAUGUCUGAUUUCUUGCAACCCCUCUCCGAUUACUUCAUCAAUUCGAGCCACAAUACGUACAUCACGGGCAAUCAGCUCACGAGCAAAGCCAGUGUUGAACCCUAUCGAAAUGCACUUUUACGAGGCUGUAGAUGCAUUGAAAUCGACGUGUGGGAUGGCAUAUCGUCCGCGGAAUGUUCCAAUGGCCCCAAAGGUGAUAAAACAAGCCGUCGGUCGACGCCCAAACCGGACGGUCAUGGAGAGAGGAAAGCAAACAUGCGGUCUCGAGGCGUCCCGGGGAAAUUGUCUGGCUCACCACUGGCAUGGCUCUGUCAGGUUCCACGCCUGGGUUCAAAACAUUUCUCGUCCACCGCAAGCCCAUCCCCCUCAGCUUCACCGAACUUCAACGGAGUUUCAACGACGUCUGCAAAGAGACGGGAGCCACGGGUCGUGCACGGUCCUAGCCUCAGCAAAGGCGUCCCCUUUCGAGACGUCUGCCAUGCCAUCCGCGAGACCGCGUUUGUCUCGAGCGACCUACCAGUGAUUAUCAGCCUGGAAGUCCACGCGAGUCCCCAACAGCAAGAGGUCAUGGUCGACAUCAUGCAGGAAAUCUGGCGAGAAUUCCUCGUGGACCUCGAUUCGAUGAACGCGACAUCCUCGGGGACGUUGCCCAGCCCUCACGAGCUUCGGCGAAAGCUCUUGAUCAAAGUCAAGGGCCCACCGCUUGAUCACCAUGCAGAGAGUGGACAGACCGAGGAUGGUCAAGGGCCUAAGAAUCCGGGAGCCCCCCCGAUGCGCAAGGUUAUAGAUCUGCUGAGCUCCUUGGCCGUGUAUACCCAAGGGUACUCCUUUCGGGACUUUUCACAGCCCGAAGCCUCCCUGCCCACACACAUCUUCUCUCUGUCCGAAGCUGCGAUCCGGAGACUUCACAAGAACGACGCGGACUUGCUGUUCGCACACAACAGGAGCUUCCUGAUGCGAGUGUUCCCGUCCGGGCGGCGCGUGGACUCUUCCAAUUUCAACCCUUGCUUUUUCUGGGGCCAGGGAAUCCAGAUGGUGGUGAUGAACUGGCAACGCCUGGACGCGGGCAUGAUGCUCAAUGAGGGCAUGUUCGCAGACGCUUCCGGCUGGGUCCUCAAGCCAGAGGGGUACCGGUCCGACGAGGUCGCCUCGGCGUCGUCGGGCGGAGGAAAGCCUUCCUUCGCAGCAGCAGCGGCGGACUCCACGCUCAAACGACGCAGUCUAUCCCUCACCCUGACGCUGUUUGCGGGCCAAAACAUCCCAACUCCCACGGGUGAGGCUCCCGACCGAAUCAAUCCCUACGUGACGUGCGACCUUCACCUCAUGAUACCCAGUGAGAGGGCCCUUGACAGCUUGAACACCACGGAGAAAAAGACGGCACAAAAGCCUAGAACGUAUAAACGGCGUUCGGCACCAAGCAAGGGCCCAGAUCCCGACUUUCGGCGCGAACGGUUGUGUUUCCCCUGGGUUUCGGACGUGGCUGAAGAACUCAGCUUUCUGCGGUUGAAAGUGAAAAAUCGUCAAAUUGGGAAAGACGGUCUCAUCGCCUUUGCGUGCAUGCGGCUCGAUCGGUUACGGCAGGGAUACAGAUUCAUCCGUCUGUUUGACGACAGGGGCGUUCGCAGCGAGGGGAGGAUUUUGGUAAAGAUCGAAAAGACAUCGUCAUCUUCAUCGUCGUCGUAGGCCCUCUCUAAUUCACGAAUCCGGAAACUGAGGGAGGGAGGGAGAGUAAUGGAUCGCAUGGUCCUGACUGGGCCUUUUUCAAUUUUUUGCUUUUCGGUGUGUUUUCGGUAUACAAUGCCUAGCCACCCUC
This is a messenger RNA of Cladophialophora immunda, 2110 nucleotides long. RefSeq lists its product as uncharacterized. Gene Ontology annotation, biological process: lipid metabolic process; phosphatidylinositol-mediated signaling. The record is from RefSeq and is a predicted model, not a curated record. Bases 1 to 1980 code for a protein of 659 amino acids. The transcript has 3 exons. Gene Ontology annotation, molecular function: phosphatidylinositol-4,5-bisphosphate phospholipase C activity. Lineage: Eukaryota; Fungi; Ascomycota; Eurotiomycetes; Chaetothyriales; Herpotrichiellaceae.